Molecule: messenger RNA, 1772 nt
Organism: Lindgomyces ingoldianus
Lineage: Eukaryota; Fungi; Ascomycota; Dothideomycetes; Pleosporales; Lindgomycetaceae
Exons: 5
Coding region: 48-1772 (574 amino acids)
Source: RefSeq, a predicted model, not a curated record
CGCAAAUCUUUUCUUGCCCACUACUUCGUUUGUUUUUUAACCUUAAGAUGUGGAGAUCUACGUUGCUUUCGACCCUGUUCUUGGCAGCAGUUUCGCUCGCCAUCGAAAUUCCCGCAGUGCCUACCUGGCCCACUUCAGGUCGUUGUACAGACAAGUCGCUAACAAUACCAAGUUGGAUCAUUACAAAAUACAAGGUUUCGGGCGGAACGACAACCUUCCAAAUCGCAAACCGUGCGGCAGAAGUCGCUACGGACAUUGGACACAUAGAGUGUACGGCCGACAACAAAUGUAGCGGAUAUGGAAUUGACGAGCUUCGUGCUACUAUCUCUACGGGUUCAGAUGGACGGCGCAUCGUUGGCGUGAGCCAAUUAUGGCAGUGUGGGGAAACGGGUGAUAAGUACGGGAAGCUGCCGCUCUUCACCAAUGUCCAUAAACGCGACACUUGGGCUAACCAAACAAUCAGGAUUAUUUUUAUAGCUAAUGGAACCACUGUCAUCACUCAAUGUUCAGGCAGUGACUGUGUGUCUCCUAUCACGUAUCUCGUCUAUGGCACCCUUAGUCUUCCGGUACCACUUACGCCAACCCAGCCAUCACCUCCGACAGGAUACGGGGCUCCAGCAUGCGCUAGCAUUGGCAAAAGUCAAUGGACUGUAUCAGGAAUUUCAUUUCAGAACUAUACCAAGGGCCAAUGCAAGCAAUGGUAUGGCGAAGAUCAAUAUUGUCUCGACAACAAUGGAGGCACCUUCAUAGCCAAAGGAGUGCAUCUCAAACUCAAUAUCACAAAUAAUGCCAUCAGCCAUACGGUAGCUUGUAUUUUCGAGCCCGGUUAUUACGACCCGUAUCCGCCAAGUACAUUGCGUUGCGCAGGCGGAAAGUUCAAUGAGAUCACCCUGGACGUUACAUGGACCGGUGUAGCACCUGAUUUUGGUCUGAAGGUUGAAGAACUAUGGUACUGUCUUGAGAAUCCGGACACCAAUGACAGCCCAUCAGUACUUGUUGCAUCGGGGAACGCGUCUUUUACACUUAACUGCGAAACACAUACGGGCAUUACUGGGACGGCGAAUGACAUUGUGACUCUCUGCACGGAUUCAGUGGGGUCCCAUGCUAUAGAUGGAAUCCAAGUCGCCAGACAAACACUUCCUCCCUUCUCCCUCGUUACGGCCUAUCCUGUGCACGGCGGCUGCACUUUCGAUAGUGUCGCGAAUCCGACAUUUUACUACCGGGGCAUGUACUUCGAGACUUCUUUCCCAGCCGAAAACAAAAACAAUGUUACCCUCCAACGAUUCACUGCUGGACUCACUGGCCCAGGCUUCGCAGACUUCUUCUUCUAUGAGUAUAAAAUAAUUUCCGGGUCGGGCGUUGACGCUGUGCACUCAUGCACUGUCUACUACGAUGGAAAACCGAAAGAACAACACUGGCUCUGUACUUAUCAGUUCAACCCACACACAAAGACCAUAAAUCAGGUGAAAGUCUGGGAGUGUAGGGACAAGAAUGGGACAAACCCCCUUUUCUUUGAGGGCUCCGGUUCAUUUGACUGGAGCAUUGACCCCUACUCGCACUGCACAGACCAGAGCAACUACAAGUCAUGUUACUGGACCGACAGCCUUGCUAAUUCGCAGCCGGGAAUUCCGUAUAGCAUUCCCAAAGUCACGGUUAGUCUGGUCAACAACCAACCACCGGAUUACGGGUGGCCACCAUCCGUCGCAAUGUUGGAAAUGCCUUCUCCGGUAACCGAGAGAGUAAAUGGGAAGUGGCAGAGGAUCAACCCAUGA